CUGAAGACUAGAGAAGAUGCCUUAGAGUGAGUUUUGUUCACUUUACUGACUGACAACCUGAAAAGGAUAUGGCUGGUUUCUCAGUGUGCGUCAUCUUUACCUCUGUCCUCUGUCAGCUCACAGCAACAGCAGAUUCUGGAACACUGAAAGAGGUGGUUGGUGCCCUUGGUGGAUCUGUGACCUUCACUGUGAAUAUCACUGGAAAAGAGGUCAACCAAAUCAUAUGGACCUUCAAGACGUUAUUUCUUGCCAUCAAAACUAAGGACAAGGUCAUAAUGUCAGAAAAUGAGAGAAAAAGGAUAGUCAUUCCAGAUGGAAGCUACUCCAUGACUCUCAGCCAGUUGAGGAAGAAUGACUCAGGUGUCUACCGUGUGGAGAUUCACAUUCCAUCACUUCAGUCUCCCGUCACCCAGGAGUAUGAGCUGCGUGUCUAUGAGUAUCUGUCAAAGCCCAGCAUCACCAUGGAUGGGCAAGACAACAAGAAUGGAACCUGCAGAAUCAACCUGACUUGUUCUAUGAAACAGGGAGGAGAGAAUGUGACUUACAGCUGGAGAACCGUGGGGCAGGCAGUCGAUGAGUUUCAUGAUGGUGCCAACCUCCCCAUCUCCUGGAGCUUGGGAGAGAAAGACAAGACCUUAAUCUGCGUGGCCAGGAAUCCCAUCAGCAACAGUUCCUCGGCCCCCACCCUUGCCCGGAAUCACUGCAAAGAUGCUACCAAGGAUCAAAAUUUACCCAAGGUCUUCAUAUGCGUCAUGCCGGUGUCCAUCCUGCUCAUUGUCUUUCCAGGGAUUAUUUUCAUUACUAUGCGAAGAAUGAAAGAAAAUGGUAAAGCAUGCUGUGGGGAAGACACGAAGAGACUGGACAGCCACCAGGAAAACCCCAACUUCUGCCCUCACACUGAAGAGAAUACAGACUAUGCCACAAUCCCUUAUAUAAGUAAAACAAAUCCAGAAGAAGAUGCAUCAAACACAUUUUAUUCCACUGUGCAGAUCCCCAAAGCGGUGAAGAGUCCAGGCUCCCUGCCUGCAACGCCACACAUGCCAAAGACAUUAAGGUUUGAAAAUGUUAUCUAGAGAGCGCCACUACAUCCUCUCCCUCCAGAAAAAAAAAAAAAAAAGAAAAGAAAAGAAAGAAUUCAGCAUUCUGAGCGAAAAUGCAAAUUUGAGCCAUAGACUGAACGUAAAUAUUUCCCCACCAGACCUAUGUGUUUGCAUACAGAUGUUGGAGACCAGAUUCAAGGGCUUCAGGGAACAAUGACUCUUGGGUAUUGGGACACAUCCCAUUUGCAUUACAUUCUGACAGAGAAUCUAGCUAUGUUCAUCCAGGAAUGGUGAAUGAGGUUGAAUUCGUGGGUGACAGACUAAUUUGUGUGAUGGAGAAAAUUUCAAGACCACACAGCACCUAAGAUGCAGCACAGCCACACCUGCUACAUUUAUCCAUGUUUAGAGUAAGAACUCAAAACAAAGAAAAGGAACUGGAAGGUGUAAAAAGCGUACAAUUUGAUAAGUAACACGAACGCUUGGCAAGUGGGUUUUUUUUUUUUCCAUUUGUACUGUAAUGGUUAAAGAGAUGAGCUCCUUUAAAGAGUAACCCCUGACUUUGCGCUAGGACAAUGGAAAUGGGGCUCUGAAAGCGAGCCCCUGCCUACCAAAAACUUCAAGGUAUGAACUGAACACCCCGCCUGAGCAGCCCGCAUUUAAAAGGAAGAGUGGCUGAACACAGAGUGUCCCACCUGGAACAGCGUUUCUCCAGAGGCAGCUGCACAGGUUCUCAGAGGCUGCUGAACUCCUGACCUGAGGGGGCGUGGCUCUCUCCUGAGGUGGGAGCAGAACAUGGCAACAUCCGCAGGCUGAUGGCUUUGCAGACAUGGCAGAAUGCAGAAGCUGGGGAGCCACUGAGGCCCCCACCAAGCCCCAGAGGACGAAAGCCAGGCGAGGUAUAUCAAGGUUGGCCUUUCUGAGUGGAACUGCUGUGUGAGCCUGUAUGAAGCUGUGAAGGCAACGUUCGUAAGUCACAGUACAGACUCCAGGAUACUGGAGCUGCCAGGAACAUGAGGCAUCUACUGAGAGAAACUAAAGGCACUGAAUACACCCACAAAAGAGGCUAUGGGUGCUUUAGGUAGCAAGGUCAUGGAAACAGGCCUCCUCAGAUCCCUUGGGGCACACAUGAUGACACCAUGUAUCCAGGAUGCCAGAUAUAAAGGUUCUGGAAUGUCUCUCAUUCCUCCCUUUUAGAAUGCGAGUGUUUCCUCUGCCAUUGUACAUGAAAGUAUGUAAGUUUUUCUUUUAUCUCAUAGGAGCUCACAGCUAAGGGUUUGCCCUCCAUCUCAUAAAAGACAUAGAACAUUGGACUGUUAUGACUGAGGACUCUUGAAGUUAGAUGGAAUGCAUUUCGCAGUGUUCGAUGACCAUGCGCCUAUGUGAGCCCAGGCAGGAAUGUUAUAGAUUGAGUCUAAAACAUGCUUUACAGACAGGGUCCUGUCUUUGAACGCUUCGUGUUCAGUUUGGACAGUUGAUAGUGUUAUUUAGGAGUGCUGCAGAAGAGAGGUCCUGCCUGGAGAUGGUGGGCAACAAUCACUUCCGGCUCUGGGCUGAGCCUUCUGCUUCUACCUCAUGCAGAGUCCUGCCCACCGUGAGGUGGGGACGCAGCCACCGCAAACUUUCUCCAACACAGACCACGCCCCUGAGGACAACACGCCUUCUCAUGAGGGUGGAUUGUUAUGUUAUAUCUAGAAUCGAAAAUCAAAACAAGCCUCGUCCCCUAUAAGUUGCUUCUGCUGCUUAUUUUAGCACCGAAACAUACUUCCUGGAUAAGCUCCUUUGGGCUCUGAGGUUCAUUGGCUACUGAGAAUGCCCCUCAAACUCAGAAUCUGUAUUCCUUUCUGCAGAUGCGACCGAAUUUGUCAGUUAGUCCUGAGAAAAAGGCUGAGAGAUGCCUUGGCACUUAAGUAUAUAUUAAUUAAGGUCUUGGGGCAAGAUCUCAAGUCCUAUCCUAUUCCAGAACUUCAGAUCAGGACUAUCCCCAAAAGACUGAUUGCUGGGGCAGAGAGAUGUGGCCAGCACAAGCAAGUUUACCUGUCCAAAAUAAAUGUAUUAAUUUAUUAAUGGAA
Molecule: messenger RNA, 3109 nt
Organism: Meriones unguiculatus (Mongolian gerbil)
Lineage: Eukaryota; Metazoa; Chordata; Mammalia; Rodentia; Muridae
Gene: Slamf7
Product: SLAM family member 7
Exons: 7
Coding region: 69-1073 (334 amino acids)
Biological process (GO): T cell activation
Cellular component (GO): external side of plasma membrane
Source: RefSeq, a predicted model, not a curated record